AUGGGUCCCUCAGCUGGGGAGCAGCAGACGUCCCUGGGGACGCGUCCCCCAUGCCUGGACAGCGGGGACAGCAGAGUUGACGCCAGAUCUCCGCAGGAUGACGGCUGUGACCAGGACUGUGGGGCCAUGGCGGUGGCCUGCCACCGUGGUGGUGACCUGCCUUUCCGUGGGGGGGGCCGGGCGGCCGCCAAGUCGGACGACACGAGCGAGGAGGAUUUCCUGGAGGAGGCGGCGGAGGAGGACGGGGGCAGCGACGGGAUGGGGGGGGACGGCAGCGAGUUUCUGCAGCGGGACUUCUCGGAGACCUACGAGCGGUACCAUGUGGAGAGCCUGCAGAACAUGAGCAAGCAGGAGCUGGUGAAGGAGUACCUGGAGCUGGAGAAGUGCCUCUCCCGCAUGGAGGAGGAGAACAACCGGCUGAGGCUGGAAAGCAAAAAACACGGGGGGGAAACGGCGGAGACGGCGCGGGUGCGGCAGCUGGAGCUGGAGGUGGACAGGUUGCGAGCGGAGAAC
This is a messenger RNA of Egretta garzetta (little egret), 513 nucleotides long. It is a transcript of the gene HEXIM1, whose product is annotated as HEXIM P-TEFb complex subunit 1. The annotation marks the transcript as partial. NCBI's taxonomy places the organism in Eukaryota, Metazoa, Chordata, Aves, Pelecaniformes, Ardeidae. Gene Ontology annotation, biological process: negative regulation of transcription by RNA polymerase II; negative regulation of cyclin-dependent protein serine/threonine kinase activity. The transcript is spliced from 2 exons. Gene Ontology annotation, molecular function: 7SK snRNA binding; cyclin-dependent protein serine/threonine kinase inhibitor activity. Gene Ontology annotation, cellular component: nucleoplasm; nucleus; cytoplasm. The record is from RefSeq and is a predicted model, not a curated record.